UUCUUGUCAACAGCAUGCAGCGCCCAGUAACGACAAGCAUGAGAGGCAAAUUGUGGAUAGUAAGACGCAAUGUCUUCGCUCUAUUUCUACUAUCAUUGAUUCAUUGGACGAAACAGGAAUCUCUUUGUAAAAAGAAAGCCCGACCUCCACCGAGUGGAUGCUGUCCAAAGGAAUAUUCAAGAUACUGCUGUCCAAUUGCUGGUGAUAAUGAACUAGUUAAGCCUUGCGAGAGACCAAAAAAACUGGUUAAUAAAACAUCACCCGUGAGACCUGUAACGCCGAAGUUUAACGCAAAAACAGACUGCGUUCACCCCUGGCGUACUCAGGCAUGUGCGGGUGGGUUUUACCUGCAUGCCGGUGAUGGAAGCAUAAAGGCUUGUCCAAAAGGUUUCUAUUGUCCUCCUCAAGUGCUGUGUAUUAUUCCGUGUCCGUCUGGUGCUUAUUGUAUUCCAAAGCAAAAGAAAAAUGGAACUAAAACAAAGCAGUGCGGCUUCGAUGUCUGCUGUGGUGAUAAUUACGAUCCCCCACUGCUGUUAAAUAUAACUGAAAGAACAUGUAACGGUCUCAAUGAUUCUAACUGUAUCUGUGGUGGCACAGAUGUACCCAAACCAUGCCCUCGUGGUUAUUACUGCCCAAAACCUGAUGUUAUGAAACCAUGUAAAUCUGGUUAUUAUUGUCGUCCAGGAAGCACAGAACCUGAUCCUUGUCCGUGGCUAACGAAAUGCAAGGAGAACAGCUCAGCUCCAAUUUUCAACUUCAUUGCUCCGUUACUGGAUCUCCUCGUCUUAUUAAUUUUCAUUGCUUUACUUGUUCUUUAUCACAAAUGGGAGACAGCCAAGUUCUACUUCAAUGUCUAUUUCACGAGAUUCACUGGAAGAGAACGAUCUUCAACUAAAAGUUUUUGUGUAGAUGCCGGAAUAGCUAACACUACUGUCAAGCUUGGCGAGUUUUCAGACACUGAGGAAGAAAUCGAACGAAAGUCGUAUACAAUUGACAUAAGCUUUAAAAACCUUGGAUUGACUUUAAAAGGAGGCGAUCAAAAAGUUGUUUUACAAGGAGUGACCGGUCACGUGCGUUCGGGUGAGGUAACUGCGGUCAUGGGGCCUUCUGGGGCGGGAAAGACAACGUUCCUCAACACAUUAAGUGGCAAAGCGUACUAUGGGGAUGCAAAUGGAGAAAUAUUGUUUAAUAAUGAAGUGGUAAAAGGAAUCAAACAGUUCAGAUCAAUAACUGGGUUUGUUCCUCAGGAGGACACGAUGCACAGAAAUUUAACUGUUCACGAAGUCUUGUAUUAUCAAGCUAUGCUUCGCUUACCAUCAGGAACUGAUACCCGCACAAUAAAGUAUAAGAUACGACAGACUCUCAAUAUUUUAGAGAUUUCUCAUGUCGCUAACUCACUGAUUGGUGAUGAAGAAACAAGAGGCAUUUCCGGUGGACAACGAAAAAGAGUUAACAUUGGCAUGGAGUUAAUUGCUGAUCCAACUUUGUUGUUUCUUGAUGAACCUACAAGUGGUUUAGAUAGCACAUCAAGUUUGUCAGUAUUGAAGUCGUUGAGAGCUGUGGCUGAAAAAGGAGGAUUGACGGUUUUGUGCGUUAUUCAUCAACCACGUUUUGAAAUUUUCAAUAUGUUCCACAACAUCUUGCUCCUUGGCCCUGGUGGUAAAACAGUUUAUCAAGGAACCGUGUCUGGCGCGGCCACUUAUUUCUCAUCUCUUGGUUUUAAUACUCCCGCCAAUGUCAAUCCAGCUGAUUAUUAUAUGGAUGUUAUUGGAGGAUCGGUAAAGACAGGAGAAGAAGACGUAGAUCUGUUCGAAUCCUGGAAUAAAAACUCUGCUGGGGAAGGAGAAACGUCUGAGGACGGGAUGAAAAAAAUAGAUAGUUCUGGACCGGAAGAAAAACGUGUUCUACCGAACCCGCUUUAUCAAUUUUUCACAUUCACUAAACGAGAAUUUCUGCUUCAAAUUCGUCUGGUAAAAACUUUGCUUAUUGACGUUUUCUUGGUAUUCUUUGCUGGUGGUGUUCUUGGGGCCCUGUACCUUGAGGUGAAAUUAGAGAAAUUCACUGGGCUCUGUCGUAUGAGUGGGAUGGCAAUAGGGUUAACAUCGAUGUUGGCAUCUCUGAGAUGUUUUGGGAACCAUAGAACUACAUUUUGGAGGGAAAGUGCUGCAGGUGUGAACCGAGUUAGUUAUUUUCUGGCGGUAAAUUUUGCUCAGUUGCCAAUCUUGGUAAUAAUGCCUUUGGUUUACCUCAGUCUUCUCUACACUCUGACGUCACCACGAUCAUACUUCAGCUCUCAUUAUACUGCAGUGUUUUGUGCCCAGUUAUGCUGUUCUGGCAUUGGCUAUGCUGUUUCCACGAUUUUUAACCCCAAAAGUUCACAAAUGGCGUCUGUUGUGGUAGUUUUGGUAAUGGCUAUGCUGUCAGGGUUUUCACCAACAUUGUGUAAACUUGAUGAUUUGGAUUUCUUUGGACCUCUUGGUUACAACUUGUCCUAUAUUCGCUGGUUUGUGGAGGCUCUGUUUGAGAAAGAAGCUUUGCGAUAUCCUGACGUUGAUCGUCCAAUACGUGACAGAAUUGCCUUCCCUGACCAUUAUGCUUUAGAUGGAAAUUUUGCUUUUUGUAUGGGAAUAAUUAUCAUCAUGGCUGUCGUGUUUCGCUUGUUUGCUUUAAUUUUCUUGCUCUUUACCAAUCGUGGAAAACAACAGUAAUUCACUAGCUUUUAGUUGUAGUUUUUGAGACUGAUAUAUAUACUCAUGCACACAGGAACAUUUGAUUUCAAGCUAAUUUGAUUAUUAGGGAACUAAUAAUCAAUUAAUUUUCGUUAUAAAAAACUUGUGCAUGGACAUGAAAGAAAAAAUUAGAAAUCUGAAAGGAAUUACAGUUCAAUGCAUCUUGCGCUCUUACAACCUGGCUGCUUUUAAUCAUUUUCUUAACGUAUACUGUAUUGAGGUAUAAUAAUAAAGCUUUUUAGGUAGCUAUAUGAGUGUUUUAAUUCAUCAGAGUGACACAUAUGCAUAUGUUGG
Messenger RNA from Dendronephthya gigantea, 3023 nucleotides. Its product is annotated as ABC transporter G family member 28-like. The coding region runs from base 39 to 2708 and encodes 889 amino acids. Gene Ontology annotation, molecular function: ABC-type transporter activity; ATP hydrolysis activity; ATP binding. The transcript has 17 exons. The record is from RefSeq and is a predicted model, not a curated record. NCBI's taxonomy places the organism in Eukaryota, Metazoa, Cnidaria, Anthozoa, Malacalcyonacea, Nephtheidae.